AUCGUCUAUGAUUUAUAAAAGGACCCAUGGUAUACCCAAUAAUUUCCCCUUCUUUGAUGUGGAUGCCAUAAUAUACUUCACCUGCUUGGGUUAGGCCACUCAUUUUAAUUCCCCACUCGUUUCCAACUUCCUGCAAGCAAAGAUGAAGCAACAAGGCUCAAUUAUUCCUCCUCAUGUACUAAUCUUUCCAGGUCCAGGUCAAGGUCAUGUCAACCCGAUGCUCAAGCUUGCUGAGCUUUUAGGCCUCUCUGGUCUUAAAGUUACCUUCCUAAACUUUCAGUUCAUCCAUGACCAACUACUCCUUCAUGCAGAUAUUGAAGCUCGUUUUACAAAAUAUCCAGGAUUCCAAUUCAAGAAAAUUCCAGAUCGUAUGUCAGUUCCUCGAGCAGAAAGGCCAGAAGAUAUGGCUGAUAUAAUUAAAGACUUGAUAGAGAGAAUGAAAACAUCGAGCAAGACACUUAAGAAGAUACUGGUUGAGAAUAGUCCACCUAUCGACUGUAUCAUAGCAGAUAUGCUUAUGGGAUUUGUCCAUGAUGUUGCCAAGGAGGUUGGAAUUCCAGUUAUUCCUUUUGAAAAUGCUAGUUCUUGCUCCUUCUGGACGGUUCUUUCUAUCCCUCGCAUUAUUGCAGCCGGAGAACUUCCUAUUAAAGGGAAUCAAGAUAUGGAUCGUCUGAUAACAACAGUACCAGGCAUGGAAACCUUUCUCCGGUGUAGAGAUCUUCCAACUUGUUGCCGAGUUAACGACUUAGCUGACCCUAAACUCUUGAUGAUCACAAACGAGACACGAGAAUCCCAAGCACUCAUUCUCAAAACUUUCGAAGACCUAGAAGCACCAAUACUGUGUCCGUUACGCACUCGCUACCCUAAAAUCUACACCAUUGGACCUCUCCACGAGCUCCUGAAAACAAAACUAAGAAGCAUCAAAAAGCAAGAAUCUUAUUCAUCCUUAAAUCCUCUCUGGGAAGUUGACAGAACCUGCAUCACAUGGCUGGAUAACCAAGCGUCGCAUUCUGUACUCUAUGUAAGCUUUGGUAGUAUUGCAAUUAUGACAAGAGAGCAGCUCAUGGAAUUCUGGUAUGGUCUUGAAAAUAGCAAGAAAAAGUUCUUGUGGGUUAUAAGACCUUAUUCUGUUACUACCAAUGAUGACGGUGUUGAAGAAAUUCCUGAGGAGCUUCAGGAAGGACCAAAGGAAAGAGGAUACAUUGUGAAAUGGGCACCGCAGGAAGAGGUUUUGGCACAUAAGGCAAUUGGUGGGUUUUUGGCACAUAGUGGAUGGAAUUCAACUCUGGAGAGUAUAGUGGCUGGUGUGCCUAUGAUUUGCUGGCCUUGUUUUGGUGAUCAGCAAAUGAAUAGCAGGUUCGUGAGUGAGGUUUGGAAGCUGGGAAUGGACAUGAAGGAUGUAUGUGAUAGAAAGGUUGUGGAGAAGAUGGUGAAUGAUCUGAUGGUGGAUAGGAGGGAGGAAUUUGUGAAAUCAACUGCUAGGAUGGCAGAGUUAGCAAGAAAGAGUGUGACAGAAGGUACCCAUUAUCGUGCAUAAGUAGAGAAGCAUCACAAACAAGGAUUGAAGAGGCAUUACUCAUAGGAAGCACAAUCCUAGGGAGACUGAAACUAUCUGCAAUCUUUUUCUUCCCGCACUUACCUUGCCAUUCCCGCAGCUUAUCCUUCAUCUGACGCCAUACUCAUUCACUUUAUUAUUGUUAAUGAUAUAUAAAUUUGUUUUUCAGACUUAAUUUUUUGCUCUCUACAGGUGCAACAAAUGAGAAACAGCUAGCUUUUAAUCCUCAGGUGGGUUUUGCUUCACAUGAGAAUUGGAAACGGAAAGACUUACAACAGAUGAAGAUGAAGAAACAACCAUUGUCCAGAACCAGUUGAUUGAUAUCUUGGAAAAGGAUGGUAAAAUGCUUACUGCUCAACUUAAAGCACAAAGCACAAAUUUCCAGUUGGAUUGGGAGCAGCGGAAGGACCAUGCAUAUAACUUGGUUUCUGGGUACUUGCAUUUUGUAUCUUCAGAAUUUGGUUUUUUGAGCUGCAAAAUAACAAAUGAAGAAAAGGCGGCUUAAGUAAAGAAAUGGCAACCUUCCACCAGUCCCAAGUUCCUCAGCUUCCUCCCAUCUGAACCCUUCCGUCGGCAACCAGCCAUCUCAACGACACAUACCCCCAAAAAACUUCUACGUCCCAAACCAGAAGCACCUUUCCCAAACCCGCAAUCUUCCAACCAUCUAUUUUGAGAAUUUCCCUCCAACAUCGGAUGCCAAGGGGCUACACAAUGCUUUCUGCAAGUUUGGUGAUAUUGCUGGGAUUUUCAUACCAAAUAAACUAAGCAGAAGAGAAGGAGAUUUGGGUUUGUUCGCGUUCCAUCUAUGGCGCUUCUUUAGCAAACCAUGAAGGACAUAAAAAAUAUAUGGAUAGGCGGCUAUAAACUCCGGGCAUUCAUCUCAAGGUACACAAGGAAACAGCCGAUUUACGGAAACCAAAAUAAGCAGAACGUGCAAGUUUUUGAUAUUUGUCCACCAGUACCACAUCCCAACUCCUCUAAGGCCUACCUGCUGGUUGGAAGUUUUACAUCUGCACAAGAAAAUAUGGAUUGGCUAUCGCGUUCUGCUGUUGCUACAGCCCUUAAUGUCCAUACCAUUCAUCAUUUACAGCAUUACUUCGAAUCUGAAAAGGUUUUUACAGUUAAAGUUCUCCCACUAGGUGACAAAUCCGUUCUUUUAACUUUUGAAGACAAGGCAAUCAUGGAUCAGUUCCUUAGUGGUGAUCAAUCCUGGCUCAAGCAAUGGUUCAUGGACAUUCAACCUUGGGAAGCCAUCCACACUCCCACAAAGCGCCCUGUUUAUUUGAGAGUUUAUGGUGUCCCUCUGCAUUGUUGGAACCUUGAGUUUUUCCGACAAAUGGGGAAUCAAGUUGGGGAGUUUAUCUGUGUCGAUGGUCCUACACAGUGUAAGUCCAAGAUUACUAGUCUGUUCUAACUCUUUAGAUUUCAUUAAUAAAAAUAUUGCACUGGAUAUGGAUAAAAUUCGUUUUAACGUUGUAUUGGUGGAAGAGAUGCUCUGUCCUCUUUUAAUUCCAGUACCAGAGGUGUAGAAUCCUCAUCGGCCACUGGAUCCUCCUUGGAAUCAUCAGAGUCUGAUUGUGAAGGGCUUGGGUGUUACACCGGGAGAUGGAAACGUCGCUUUUGAACGUCUGAAUUUUGCAGACAAUUCCCUUGAUCCUGAGAAAAUGGGGACGUUGCGUGAAGAAGCUUCGGUGGACUCUAGCCGUCAUCUUAACUGUCAUCCUUUAAACUUGGGAGAUACAGAACCCGGGUCCUAUCAGCAAAACACUAAUGUCUCCCUCAGCAUCGAUAAUAUAACUGGGACUCCAUUAUCCGCAGGCAACCAGUCACCAGCAGCCGAUUCUGAAUUGGCAAUGAUUACUAAGCAGGUCACGCUGCUUUUCUCCAAUCCUUUAAGCCUUGAUGAGCUGGAGACAGUGCUCCCACCCGCAGCUAGAGUUAGCUUCUAGUGAGAAUAAUCUCCCAAGCCCAUUGGAGCCCAACUCUAAUGAAAUUAGAAGAAAUGAUACUGGGCCCAAGCACUUUCUAGUCCAUAGCCCUUUAGAAUCCAAUAUUCCUCUCUCUCAAUUCAAAGUUUAACAAAUUGCCAAAACAGAGAGGAAAAGGAAGAGUUGUUGUAGACCUUUGGGACCUGUACCCGAAAUUGACAUCCAACGGUAAAGUAAAGCAAUCUACAUGUAAACCUCUCACAGUUUCUGAUGAGGAUAUUAGGCGUGUGAACUCUAAGCAUUUAGCUACUUUACCUUCCCAUCAACCUAUUCAACUAAUUAAAGAAGCCCCUCUCACAUUAGAGGUGGGAAGAAAUCUUGGGUUUGAUUAGAAUCAGUUAUUGCCUCCAUCAUUAGCCCACAACAAUCUGUGUUUAUAAAGGGGCGGCAAAUAAUGGACAAUUUUCUAAUUCCAAAUGAAGUUAUUGAUUACUGAAAGAAGAAAUUUGGGUUCACUA
This is a messenger RNA of Hevea brasiliensis (rubber tree), 4001 nucleotides long. Its product is annotated as 7-deoxyloganetic acid glucosyl transferase. Gene Ontology annotation, molecular function: UDP-glycosyltransferase activity. Bases 143 to 1537 code for a protein of 464 amino acids. The transcript has 3 exons. The record is from RefSeq and is a predicted model, not a curated record. NCBI's taxonomy places the organism in Eukaryota, Viridiplantae, Streptophyta, Magnoliopsida, Malpighiales, Euphorbiaceae.